Messenger RNA from Temnothorax curvispinosus, 4258 nucleotides. Its product is annotated as monocarboxylate transporter 12. Gene Ontology annotation, biological process: monocarboxylic acid transport; transmembrane transport. The record is from RefSeq and is a predicted model, not a curated record. The transcript has 11 exons. Gene Ontology annotation, molecular function: monocarboxylic acid transmembrane transporter activity. Bases 16 to 2427 code for a protein of 803 amino acids. Lineage: Eukaryota; Metazoa; Arthropoda; Insecta; Hymenoptera; Formicidae.
CACGAUACACGCGCUAUGGCUGCUGAUUCGGCGGACCAGCGUCUCGACCGUUUCGUCACGGAGAGCGAAUACUCAGUAGAAGAACAAUCGAGAUUAACGGGAGCCGAUGGACCGGGUGGCGAUGAAGCUUCGCCGGAUGAUGAGGGAGGUUCGCUCUGCGAGUACCACGAUAUACCACCACCUCCGGACGGUGGAUAUGGUUGGGUGGUGGUAUUUGCAUCGUUUAUGUGUAACAUGAUAGUGGACGGUAUUGCCUACACGUUCGGCGUCUUUCUGGGAGAAUUUGUUAACUACUUUGGGGAAGGAAAGGGCAAGACCGCCUGGGUUGGAUCGUUGCUGUCUGGAAUGUACCUCAGCGCUGGCCCCGUUGUCAGUGCAUUAACGAAUAAAUAUGGCUGUAGAGCAGUAUGUAUGGCAGGAAGUUUCUUAGGCGCCGCCGCAUUUGUACUUUCGACGUUUUCGAGCAGUGUAAAUAUGCUUAUGGUGACUUAUGGUAUUAUGGGAGGGAUUGGAUUCGGUUUGAUAUAUCUACCCGCAGUAGUUUGUGUAGGCUAUUACUUUGAAACCAAGAGAUCCCUAGCUACCGGCAUAGCUGUAUGUGGAUCGGGAUUCGGUACGUUCGCGUUCGCGCCUCUUGCGACCAUGUUACUGGAGGAGUACAGCUGGAAGGGAGCAAACCUAAUCCUGGCUGGCCUCAUCUUAAAUUGCGCAGUAUUUGGUGCCAUGAUGAGACCUCUGGAAUAUCCAAAAACUUCCUCGGUUAAACCAUUAUUGCAAAGAAUGGCUGAGGAGAAGAGAUUUCAAAUGGAACGUGGUAGUAUCGGUGGCUCCUAUUUUAUGGUACAAUUACCGGAUGGAUCCAUGGAAAAGAGAAUGAAAAUGCCCAUUAAUAUUGAUCCCGGUGUUCAUUCCAGCUUCAAUUUAGACCAAUUAGUGCCUGGAACUCCUUUAACACCAGUUCCGACGGUGCCAACCCUUCCCACCAUAUCUGAAGUGAAGGUACAAGAGCACUCUUCUAGUGGACAUACUAGCGAUAGCGGUAGCAUGGAUUUAAAGAACAUCUCCAACAAGUCCAAGAGCAAGAAAACUGUUGAUGAAACCAAAGACACAAAGGACGCAGAGAAGCCUGAGAAUGAGUUUAACAAGACGAUAAUUCCCAGAAACGCGUCGCAGCCGGCUUUCACGACCCACGUUCAAGGUUUGCCUAAAAACGGCUCCGUGCCAUUCUUUGACAGAAUCCGUAAAACGAGUACCAGCGAACGCUACAAGCCUAGCCUUAGUGCAAUAAAGAAUUCUAGGACAACGCUUAAUUCUAACGGAGAUAUAAGAAAGAGCUUGCAUCUGAGACUUUCCGCGAGCAGCAUGUUGGGAUCGCGAAAUAACAAUGCUGAGGCUGAUGAUGGUGAGAGUAUUACCUUUACUACCAGUAAAGCUAGUAUAGUCCCAAAGGAGAAACCAAUGGUGGUCCGUCCCUUGUCGAGAAAGGAUAUUUUCUACAGUGGUAGCGUAGUCAAUUUACCAGAAUACCAAAGCCAGAAAUCCCUCGCCAAUUAUCGUCAGAGUGUUGUAUCUAUUCCCAAAUCUGUACGUGGUGACAUGAAAGAUAUUGAUAUUGAAAAAGCGCAACAACAACCCUUGUGUCCUUGCUUGGUAUUACCCGAUUCGUUUAAGGAAGCUUUAGCGACGAUGAUGGAUAUGUCUUUAUUGAAAGAUCCUGUUUUUCUCCUAAUUGGUAUUAGCAACGUGUUUGGUAUGGCUGGAUUGUAUGUUCCUUUUGUAUAUCUGGUGGAUGCCGCGGUCUUAGAUGGAAUUGAAAGCAAUUCUGCAUCGUUCUUAUUAUCUAUUAUUGGAAUAACGAACACUAUAGGUCGUGUGGCUUGUGGAUAUGUUGCCGAUUUUCCGCAAGUUGAUUCCUUAUUGUUGAACAAUAUUUGCUUAAUUAUAUCUACACUCGCAGUAGCUGCUACGCCGUUUUGCCAUACUUAUGUCGCUUAUAUCGUCAUGAGCAUAUUUUUUGGGAUAGCAAUAUCUGGAUAUAUCUCAUUAACAUCAAUCAUCUUGGUGGAUCUCUUGGGAUUAGACAAGUUAACGAACGCUUUCGGCCUUUUAAUUCUAUUCAGAGGGGCUGCCGCUAUAGUUGGCUCACCCUUAGCGGGCGCUGUUUAUGACGCGACGCAAAGUUAUAGUAUUCCGUUCUUCAUGGCAGGGUUCUUCUUCCUUGUAAGCACUAUUACUAGUUUCAUGGCCCCUGCUAUGAAACGGUGUACCACACCGCAGACUCAACCUGUGAUAUUAGAUACAUUGACUCCAAUUGACGAAGAUAUUGAGGAAGAGAACGAGGAGGAUAUACCAGAGAUAGUAGAAACCGCGCCGUCACCCCUAGAGCCACCCGAGAAGGAGAUCAAGCAAAUAGAGUCUGUUUUAUAAGUACUUUCUCAUCUUUUUUAAACAGAUUAUGAAAAUCGCCUUCACUCCGAGCCACACUGUGAUAGGGCUGCUACUUUUGAAGUCUUAAAAAAAGGUACUUCUUUGUUACACACUUAAUCGAUAAAGCACAAAUUAGUGGCAUACCUGAUGGAAUUUUUAUCGUACUUACAGUUAGACUUGUACUAUAUGUUUUGUCAUAUUUUAUUUUGUUUUUUUUAAUCAUAUAAACGAUAUAUACGCGCGAAAAUACCAUCAGGUACAGAUACUUAUUGUUAGUUGCCUAUAUGUAAUAGUGAAUAAUAGAUAGAACGUUUUAUUAACCUAAUCAGUAUCGAUCAAGCAGUAUAUAUAAAGAAAAAAAUGUUAAAUUUAAAAAAUGCUCUUGCACGUGCAUAUCGAGUAAUCUUAUAUAAAUUAUUAAUCAGCAUUGUAGGAAUACAAUACUGUAUAAUUCGGCAGUUAUAUGGUAUGCAAGCAUACAAGGAUCGGUCAAGGUAUCGCUGAUUGGGCGUUUGUUUUAAUCAUGACGUAUAACGAUGUAUAAAUGAAUAUUAAUAAUCUACUUAUAUAGGCACUCUACUUUAUUAAUUGUAACAUAUUUCGCGAAAAUUAACUCGUGUACGAAACAACGACGAUGUUUUUUCUGAUCAACGUACGAUUGACCAUCCUUGAUCGAGAAGAUCCCACCAAUGACCUAUCGUGUUAGUUAAAUCUAUUUUUGGCCGCAUCCAAAGAUACAACUUGAAUUAUAUUCAUAAUUCAGAGAAAUAUUUUCUUGCAUACUUGCGACAAAUGUAUAUAUAUAUUACAUAAAUAUAAAUAUAUAUACACAUAUAUGUGUAAGCGAAAGAAAGAAUGUGAAUUAUUAACUUACACGCAACAAAUGUAUCGCUGUUGCGCAGGAUGAACUGUAAAUAAUUUAUAGAGAGUUCGUUAUACAUAUACAUUUAUAUAUAAAUAUGUAUAAAUGUAUAUGUAUAACGAACUCUAGAAUUUAAGCUAAAAAUAAAGCUCAUAAUUUCAAAAUUAUGGGUUUUCUGCACGCUUGAGUCUCACUGUGGGACCUUGCGCAAUUAAUGUAUUCUUCAAGGGAUAAUUAACGCAUUGUUAGAUAGACAAUUAAUAUAUUGAUUAUCCGAAACAGAGAAUUCUUAUUGAUGUGUAAAGACGCGGCUCUGCUACAACUAGUACGUGUAAGUGGAUUUAUAAGCGUUUAGUCGAUGAAACUGACUGUAUCGCGCAGGAUAGCACUUAAGAAGCACGUUAAGCAAUGCAAAACUAAUUUCGGGCCGACGUGUCUCGCGCGACAACCAAGCGCAAGCGAUUUGCGAGCGUUUCUCGUAUGUGUGCGUGUAUGGGAGUUACAUAUUGGAUCGAUGUAAUUAGCGUUCGCGUGAGAGAAUAUACGCCUACAUAGACAUACAUGUAACAAAUGUAUAUGCGUAUAUAUAUGCAUUAUUACAUGUGUAAAUCUAUAUGUACACAUGUGUAAAUCGAAGAGCUUGUUGUAAAUCGUGUUGAGUGGCAAAUGCACGCGUUACACCGCGUACAUUGUAUAUAGUAGGACGUCGUAACGUUUACGAUCGAUUACUAUCGGGUGCGGUCGUUGGUAAAGAAAAAUGAAAAAGAAGAAGAGGAAUUGUUGUUAUAUCAAUAAUGAAAACCAACAGUGCUAUUACACUAUUCCGCCACCGCUGCUCUGCUAUUGCUAAUUAUUACCACCUAUCACGAUUACAAUAUUACUGUAAUACAAUUUACGUGAACGCACGUUACUUACGUUUUGUUUUACAAUCGUGUGGGACAGAAGAAGAAGAAGAAAAAGAAGAAGAAG